AUGUUGGCAGUAGCUGUCGCGCUUUCCGGCUUCACUAUUCAUACUGCUGGUGCGAAUGCGAACGAUUGUGAAAUGAUAUACAACGGAGUGAAAGUUGAUGGAGGAGCAGGCGCAGGUCUAGUUGUGAAAGCUGGAGGUGGUGUAAGCGCUGGUGUUGGUGCAGAUGCCGGGCUCGGUGUUACUACUGGUCUUGGUGUCAAAGCUGAUCUUAAUGUCAAAGCUGGUCUUGCUGGGGGCGCCGGACUUGGUGUGAAAACUGAUGUAAAUGUAGGUGCGGAUGUUGGUGUUAAACUCAGUGGUGGCGUUGAUGCUGGUCUCGGCGUGAAAGCCGGUCUUGGUGUCAGUACUGGUCUUGGUGUCAAAACUGGUCUUGGUGUCAAAACUGGUCUUGGUGUAGACGCUGGCCUUGAUUUGAAAGCUGGUCUUGGUGGAGGUGUCGGUCUAGGUGUAAAUACUGAUCUCGGCUUGAAAGGCGGGGUCGGAGUAGGCGCUGGUCUUGGAUUGAAGUCUGGUGUUAGUGUCGGAGCUGGUGUUGGCGCUGGUCUUGGAUUGAAGUCUGUUGUUGGUGUCGGAGCUGGUGUUGGUGUUGGAGCUGGUGUUGGUGGAGACGCCGGCCUCGGUUUGAAAGCCGGUUUUGGCGCUGGCGUCGAUCUCGGUGUGAAUACUGCUCUUGGAGGCAAAGCUGGCCUUGGUGUAGGUGCUGGUGUUGAUGCUAAAAUUAGUGGCGGCGUAGGCGCUGAUCUUGGAUCGAAAGCUGGUCUUGAUGCAGGUGCUGGCCUUGGUGUGAGUCUUGAUGCAGACGCUGGUGUUGCUCUCGGUGUAGGUGCCGGCCUCGGUGCGAAAGCAGAUCCUGGCGUUAAAGCCGGUCUUGGUGCUGGUGUCGGGCUUAAGGCCAAUUCUGGUCUUGGUGCAGGUGUAAGUUUAGGUUCAGGUGUUGGUGUGAAUGUUCGCCGUCGCCUGCGCAUAAAUUAUUUGGCGAGUGUUUGA
Plasmopara halstedii is the source of this 987-nucleotide messenger RNA. RefSeq lists its product as uncharacterized. NCBI's taxonomy places the organism in Eukaryota, Oomycota, Peronosporomycetes, Peronosporales, Peronosporaceae. The transcript is spliced from 2 exons. The record is from RefSeq and is a predicted model, not a curated record. The coding region runs from base 1 to 987 and encodes 328 amino acids.